CAGACAGGCGGGUCCAGAAGCCAGUCGGUCUGAGGACAGGCCCCUGGGAUCGUGAAGAUGUUGUUGCCACUGCUGUCCGUGCUGUGGGCCGGGUCCCCGCAGGAGGAUCCAGGGUUCGAGCUCCGAGUGCAGGAAUCGGUGACGGUGCAGGAGGGUCUGUGUGUCCACGUGCCCUGCUCCUUCUCCUACCCCGGGGUCGGCGGGAGCAACUCUACACCCGCUUACGGCUCCUGGUACCGGAUAAAGAAUCCCAAAGUGGGAGUUCUCAUGGCCACGAACAACCCAGCCAGAGAAGCAAAGAGGAAAAACAAAUUUCCAUUCCACCUUCCCGGAGAUCCUGGGGCUGGCAACUGCUCCCUGAGCAUCACGGAUGCCCAGAGGGGACACGGUGGAAACUAUUAUUUUCACCUGGACAGAGGUCUCAUGAGACACACUUACAAGAGUAACAGGCUCACUGUGCAUGUGAGAGCACUGACACAGACCCCGGAUAUCCGGGUCAAGGAGCCCCUGGAGUCUGGCUGCCCCAGCCACCUGACAUGCUCUGUGCCAGGGGCCUGUGAUGGGGCGAUGCCCCUCACCAUCUCCUGGACAGGGGCUGCCCUCAGAGCCCCAGAAUUGGACUUGGAGGCCUCUAACUCCUCGGAGAUCCUGCUCAUACCCCGCCCUCAGGACCACGGAACCAACCUCACCUGUCGGGUGACCUUCCCCAGGGUUGGCGUGAGCACCCAAAGCACCAUUACGCUCAACGUCUCCUAUGCCCCACAGAACCUGAGCAUUGGCAUCUGUCAAGGAAAUUGCACAGAACUGAAAUACCCGGGGAAUGGCUCGUCUCUUCCAGUCCUUGAAGGGGAGUCUCUGCUCCUGGUCUGUGCUGCUGACAGCAAUCCUCCCGCCACACUGAGCUGGGCCCAGGGGAGCCGGACUCUGGGCCCCUCCCAGCCCUGGGAGCCGGGGGUCCUGGAGCUGCCCCGAGUGCAGCUGGGCCACGGAAGCAAAUUCACCUGCCAAGCUCAGAACCCGCUGGGCUCCCAGCACGUCUCCCUGCGUCUCUCUGUGGUCUACCCCCCGCGGCUGCUCAGCCCCUCCUGCUCCUGGGAGGGCGAGGGGCUGCACUGCAGCUGUUCCUCCCGAGCCCAGCCGGCCCCGACCCUGCGCUGGCGGCUGGGGGAGGGGCUGCUGGAGGGGAACCACAGCAACGCCUCCUGGACCAUCACCUCCAGCUCUGCGGGGCCCUGGGCCAACAGCUCCCUGAGCCUCAGCGGGCCGCUGGGCUCCGGCCUCAGACUCAGCUGCGAGGCCCGGAACGCCCACGGGUCCCAGAGCGCCGCCUUCCUGCUGCUGCCAGGGAAGCCUGAGCUUGGGGGAGGAUUCGUUCUGGGGACUGUCGGGGGCGCUGGUGUCGCUGGCCUGCUCAGUCUCUGUCCCUGCCUCAUCUUUUUCAUGGUGAAGAUCUGCAGGAAGCAGGCACCGGAGCCUGCAGCUGGUGGGAAGGAUGCCGCCUGCACGUUGGGUCCCCUCUCCCAGCCCCUCUAGAGGUCAAGCUGAUACUGUGUGGCCCAAGGCCCCAGGCGAACAGAGACGUACGCAUCAGGAAGGACCUUCCAUUGGCUUAGAGGUCCCCUCCCAGUGCUGGGGCAAAGGGUCAAACCUUUCUUUGGGCAUGAUGAGCCAUUUACUGCGCAGUAUCUUUUGCUUUUAGAGGUUCAUGGUAUCAUUUUGUGAUUGUGUUUGCCUGAACUUCUGAUUCUGAAAUGCUGAGUGGUCCCUGAGGGCAAUUCAGUUCUGAGCAAAUCCCUGUCCUUCUCACACCACCCACCCCAUUCCUGAGCAUCCUAUCACAAUCUGCUAUUAGAUAGUAAUAUAAUUGACUACUACCGUAAUGUCAGCUUCCCCCAGUGCGAGCUAGCUGGAGGUAUUGGAUGAUGUCUGCUUUGUUCCCCACCAAAGAGCCAGGGCCUGGCACGGGUCAGCUGUUCCAGAAAGUGGCAGACACUGGGGCCAGACAGACCUGGGUGCUAAUCUUGGCCCUACCAACAACUCAGCGUGUGAUUUUGGGAUAUUUACUCAGCCUCAGUUUCUCCACCUGAUAAAUGGGGAUAAUUGUGUCUCCCUAAUGGUUUGUUGUGAGGACUCUAGGAGUCUGGCAAUUGAUUACCAAGGACCAGGCAUUAUUAUUCUCAAAUACUUAUUGAAAUGAAUGAAUGAAUGAAUGAAUGAGUGAAUAGGGGCGCAGCCAAUGUUUGCAGGAUGAAUAGAUGAAAGACUAAGUGCUCAGUUUCUAGGUCUGCAUGUGGAUCCUCUUUGCUAUCUGCCAGCUCCCAUUACCCUAAUUGGACCCCCUUCUUUGCUUCCACUCGGGGUUACCAGCCCGAGUAUCCGUCAGAUAUCCCCUUAGCCUGCCUGCCCCCAGCCAUGGCUGCCCCCACCUUGGAGGAGGACCAGGAGCUCCAUUACGCCUCCCUCACC
Molecule: messenger RNA, 2466 nt
Organism: Callorhinus ursinus (northern fur seal)
Lineage: Eukaryota; Metazoa; Chordata; Mammalia; Carnivora; Otariidae
Gene: SIGLEC11
Product: sialic acid binding Ig like lectin 11
Biological process (GO): cell adhesion
Cellular component (GO): plasma membrane
Molecular function (GO): sialic acid binding
Source: RefSeq, a predicted model, not a curated record